This is a messenger RNA of Beta vulgaris subsp. vulgaris (sugar beet), 1258 nucleotides long. RefSeq names its product LOB domain-containing protein 1. Lineage: Eukaryota; Viridiplantae; Streptophyta; Magnoliopsida; Caryophyllales; Amaranthaceae. The coding region runs from base 172 to 771 and encodes 199 amino acids. The transcript is spliced from 2 exons. The record is from RefSeq and is a predicted model, not a curated record.
CCACCUCGAGGUCUCCACAUAUAAAUAUAUAUAGUCCUAACCUUACAAAUUUUGCUAGGAGAACAUAAUUCCUCUACUUUCUUCAAUAUAGGAAAAGAGGCAAAGCAGUUUAGUUUCCCUCCAUUUCAACUUUUUCCUUUGUGUUCUUUUUUCUACAUUCUAUUUUUGACCAUGGUAAUGGUCACCCAUGACUCUGUUUCUCCUUCUUCCUCUUCCUGUGAAGUUCCUCCACCGCAGUCCCAUGCGACGGCUGUGGUUGUUAGUCCUUGCGCUGCCUGCAAGAUCUUACGUCGGAGAUGCGCUGAUAAAUGUGUUUUGGCGCCUUACUUUCCUCCCACCGAUCCCCUCAAGUUCUCUAUUGCUCACCGUGUUUUUGGAGCUAGCAAUAUUAUCAAAUUCCUCCAGGAACUGCCAGAAUCACAAAGGGCAGAUGCAGUAAGCAGCAUGGUAUACGAAGCAAAUGCACGACUAAGAGAUCCGGUUUACGGAUGUGCAGGAGCUAUAUGUCAGCUUCAGACACAAGUAAAUGAUCUCCAAGCGCAAUUAGCUAAGGCUCAAGCUGAACUUGUGAAUAUGAAAUGUCAACAAGCCAACCUUUUGGCUUUAAUUUGCAUGGAAAUGGCUCACCAACAUGAUGAAACUCCACCCUCUAAUACAUCUCAGUCACAGUCACAGUCACCCGAACAUCCUAACAGUGGCUUAAGUAAUAUCGCGUGCUUCAUUGAUGAUAACAACUUAGAAGGUUCACUUUGGGAGCCUCUUUGGACAUGAUUAUAUGAUGUAGUUGUCAAUCAAUGGUGCAUUGUCUUCACCUGAACAUAUCUGAUUGGACUUGACCGGGCUAAUUUACCUUAUGCCUACACCAAAUUAAAUCUCACCAUGUCUAAGCCCUGAUUAGACUUAAUCAGCCAAGAGAAUGCACCUUAAGUCUCCGAGCUAUGAUAAUAGAUGAGCAAAGGAAAAAUUUGCAGAAGAUAUAUGUAGUAUGUGUAUAAUAUUAUUAGUAAAUUAGCGAAGCGAAGUAGCUUCGAUUGGUUCAUAUUCGAACUCAAAAAAAAAAAAAAAAAAAAAAAAAAAAAAACCAAUUCGGAUAUAGUUAAUCAUGUAUGAUGGCAUAAUAGCUAAAGUCGACGACUAGUUGAUAGUCUAGUUAUGGGCUCUGAUGUAAUCUUCAACUCUGAGAGACAUAGUUGUCAACGUUGUAGUUUCUAAUCUAUAUCUUCAUAAUUCAAUCUAUAACUACUUCUUGGUUACCUAA